GGUGCACUUCUGACCCAUUAUGUGAUUCUGGUCUAUUCUCCGGUCCACUUUCGGACCGGUUCUGACGGCUCGCCACUCUCCCUGACAGAAGGCGGGCAUUUCCAGCCGUCCCACGUCAGGACGCCGAACGGGAUUGGUGGAAGAACACGGGUCGAGCAGCUUCGACACGUUCUAUUGGCCAGUGCUGGUGUCAGUCACGUGACGAAGCCGUGGACUCUGGAAGAAGGAGGAAAAAAAACAAACUAAUCCGAGCGGCGGCCAUCUUGCCAGUACUUGCUCCAGCGGGGAGAGAGUGACGCGAGGCCGGACGGAGAGCAGCGACCCUCGGCUGUUUGUGUUCACUCAGUCCGGCAUGAUAGACACGACCUGCCCUCGCAGCUCGAGCUAAGCCUCCAUGGUUCUCCUCCUCGGUCUCCAGUCAGGAAUCACAGCAGGCUGCGAGCUGUGGAGGUACCGGGCCAGCUAGCUGCUCGGUGACCCAGCGGCGCUGCGAGGACUGCGGCUUUGCUCGGGAACAUUUCGGCUGAUGGUGGAGGACCUGGACCGGGUCUCUGACCCCAGAUCACAGCAACGGUUUGCCGUGCUAACAUGCUGUGAACCCCCGGCUUCACCUUCCCUCCAGCUCUGACUGUUACUGUCCAGGGAAAGCGACAGUUUCUGAGAAGAAGAGCCGUCUGCGGAGCCGCUUCAUCCCGCUUUAACACCGAGCCGAGGGACAUGUUUCCGAAGAAGAAAGGACACCUCGACUGUCACAGACCAGCCGCAUAAACCGACACCGGCAGCACCGACACCGGCCCGCUCAGCCGCCUCUGACCAGAUGAAGACAGCUCAAAGUCGGCCGGUCUUUAACGGCUGUUCGGCGGUGCUUCCUGCUCACACACCGGCCUCUCUGACCGGGCCUGUCCGCACAUAAACGGGACUGGACGAGUCCGGGCCGGGACAUGGUGUCAGAGGCACCGCUAGUUUAAAGGGCGCUAAUCCGGCUGAAAUUACGGAACGAGUCUAUCAACGAUGGGAUCAGCCACCAAACUGGCCUUCAGCGUGUUCCUCAUCUCCUGCUCCUCAGGUCUGUUGUUAACCUGUCCUCCUGUCUCCUCCUCAGGUGUGGUGUUAACCUGUCCACCUGUCUUCUCCUCAGGUGCGAUCCUGGGUCGAUCAGAUACUCAAAAGUGUGUCCACUACAACUACAACCCUUCGUCUUCGUUCUCGUCCUCAUUGGAGAGCCGGGGGAACGUCAGUGGGGAGGUCACCUGUUCAGGAGAGAAGGAUAAAAGGCUUCACUGCUUUGCCACCUGGAAGAACGUGUCUGGAGUUGUCCAGGUGGUCAAACAGGGCUGCUGGCUGGAUGACGUCAACUGUUACGACAGGACCGAGUGUGUGGAGAUGAAAGAUGUUCCUGAAGUCUUCUUCUGCUGCUGUGAAGGAAGUCUGUGUAACCACAAGUUCUCCUACAGUCCGGACACCAACCAGACCCCAGUACCAUCGACGAACAAACCAGUGACGGCGAGGCCUCCGGUGCUCACCACUCUGAUGUACUCAGUGGUUCCCAUCAUGGCCAUCUCCGCCAUCGUACUCAUCUCCUUCUGGAUGUACCGACACCACAAACUGGCCUACCCACCUGUCCUGGUACCCACACAGCACGCUUUUCAUAUCAUGAUUGAGGACCCCGGCCCACUGCCCCCCUCCCCAAUCCUGGGCCAAAAGCCGCUGCAGUUACUAGAGAUCAAAGCCAGGGGGCGCUUCGGCUGCGUGUGGAAGGCUCAGCUGCUCGGUGAAUACGUGGCUGUCAAAAUCUUCCCCGUCCAGGACAAGCAGUCAUGGCAGAACGAGUACGAGAUCUUCAACCUGAACGGGAUGAAACACGAGAACCUGCUGCAAUUCCUUGGAGCCGAGAGGAGAGGAAGCAACGUGGAGAUGGAGCUGUGGCUUAUCACGGCCUAUCACGAGAAGGGUUCUCUGACGGACUACCUGAAGGCAAACGUCCUCUCCUGGUCUGAACUCUGUCUUAUCGCUCAGUCGAUGUCUCGAGGUCUCGCUUACCUGCACGAAGACGUACCUGGACACAAGGACGGCCACAAACCUGCCAUCGCACACAGGGACUUUAAGAGUAAGAACGUCCUGCUGAAGUCGAACCUGACCGCCUGUAUCGCUGACUUCGGCCUCGCUCUCAGGUUUGAGGCAGGAAAAUCUCCUGGAGACACACAUGGACAGGUGGGAACCAGGAGGUACAUGGCCCCUGAGGUCCUGGAGGGUGCCAUUAACUUUCAGAGAGACGCCUUCCUGAGGAUAGACAUGUACGCGCUGGGCCUGGUGCUCUGGGAGCUCGCCUCUCGCUGCAAAGCUGCAGAUGGUCCAGUGGACGAGUACAUGCUGCCUUUUGAGGAAGAGGUGGGUCAACAUCCAUCUCUGGAGGACAUGCAGGAGGUGGUCGUCCACAAGAAGCUGAGACCGAUACUCAGAGAGUGCUGGCAGAAACAUGCUGGUCUGUCUGUCCUCUGUGAGACGAUUGAGGAAUGCUGGGAUCACGAGGCUGAAGCUCGGCUGUCGGCUGGCUGCGUAGAAGAACGCGUCGUGCAGAUGCAGCGGCAGACGAGCGUCACGCCGCCUGAGGAGAUCGUCACGGUCGUCACCAUGGUAACCAAUGUGGACUACCCGCCUAAAGAGUCCAGCCUAUGACGAGGCAGAGGACCAAUCAGGACGGAGCAGGGACUCCCUCAACAAGCGUUUUCUGUCUCUGAUCACCGGUCAGGUGACCCAGAGGACAACAUGGAGGACAGUCUCUGCAGGGAGCCACACUGACCUCCACCUCUGACAUCAUGACCUCCACCUCUGACAUCAUGACCUCCACCUCUGACAUCAGUUCCUGUUUUGUAUUACAAAAUUAAAGACUUCCUGCAGACGUUUUCGACAGUGAUGUGACUGUUUGGUUUUAAUUUAACGGUUAAAAACUGUUUUCGUUUCUGUGAAUGAAGAAACAGCUCCUGAAUGUCUGUUUGUAUGAAUAUAUACACACACACAGGUUAGUAUUAUAUGUUUAUAUAUAUCCUUUCAGAUUUUAUAAUGUUUGUUCCAAGCUCAGUUUGAGUCCAGGUCCAGGUUCAUGUCCAGGUCAUACAGCUGGCCUGUUUUGGUUCAGUUCAAACAGACUCUGGUGCGUUGGUCAUUGAUCCAGUCCAUGAGUUCAAAGCUGUCACUGACUGCGACCCUGACCACGGGUCAACAUGUCCAAUUAUACAAAUAACAGAAUCAUGGGACCAGAACCGCCCUGAUCUCAGUGAAGGUCUCGUCUCAGAACGGACCAAUCCGACAAAAGUGAUUUAUCGUUUUCUGAACUUUGAAAAUUUUCAUUUUGUUGUGAAAAUAAUUAGAAUUUCAUCCUGAAAGUUUCUUCACGUUGUUUCUUUGAAUUUCCUCCAAAGUUCAGAUGUUUGUAAAAUCACUGAGUUGAUUCAGAAAUGGAGAGUCAGCAGCUGAUCAGCUCAGAUCAAUAACACUGAUCUAUAACGCUGAAGAGUUCGAUCGUUCUUGUUCGACUCCAAACGUUUUUCUAAUGUUCACUGUUGAUUUCUUCUUUUUGUUCUGAUUCUGUGGACGAAAUGUAGUUCAACAUUUUGAAAAAUAAAACUGAAUUCAUCAAAGUAUA
Larimichthys crocea (large yellow croaker) is the source of this 3643-nucleotide messenger RNA. RefSeq names its product activin A receptor type 2Aa (gene acvr2aa). The coding region runs from base 1012 to 2676 and encodes 554 amino acids. Gene Ontology annotation, cellular component: plasma membrane; activin receptor complex. Gene Ontology annotation, biological process: activin receptor signaling pathway; protein phosphorylation; cellular response to growth factor stimulus. The record is from RefSeq and is a predicted model, not a curated record. NCBI's taxonomy places the organism in Eukaryota, Metazoa, Chordata, Actinopteri, Sciaenidae. Gene Ontology annotation, molecular function: activin binding; activin receptor activity; ATP binding. The transcript has 13 exons.